GUCUUUAAUUUUUAGGGUUUCAUAUUAAUUCGAUUGUUUGUUAGAAUUAUUAAUAUUUGCUGUCAAUUUGACUUAUUAGGCAUCGAUUAUGAGAUUAAUUUGAUGUUCACUUCAAUCCAGAACGUUCCUCACUCAAAAAAAUAUCACUUCUAGCUGAUUUAAGGUUCUUGGAUCUAUGUGGCGCUCAGGUUGGAGUCAAUGAAUCCAUUUAUUUGGUUGCAUUUGUCCUUUUUCCUUGGUGGAUAGAUAGAUGAGUUUAUUUGAGAUCUUGGAUUAUCUUUCACCGUCUUGUAGAGUAUAACUCAGGGAUUUUGAUUGCUAGCAAAUCCAUAGUACAGAUUAUAUAUGUUGUACCUCCCUCGAUGCUUUUCAUUCCAAAUGCUUCUUCAACAUGGCAGGUGUGUGCGUAUCACAGAUGAAGGUGUGAUUACCAUGGCUAAUAGUUGGACCUCCCUCGAAUUUCUCAGCUUGUUUGGGAUAGUAGGAGUGACUGAUAGAUGUCUAGAGACUCUCUCGCAGACAUGCUCUGCUACACUCACCACUCUUGAUGCUAAUGGCUGCAUCGGCAUCAAGAGUAAGUUAGGAGGAGGAAGCCAGCAGCAAGGUCAGAGAGUAAGCUACAACAAGAGUAAGCUCACUCUUGGCUUACGGACAGUCAAAAUUGAUAAGGUAUGGUCCUAUAUCUCUCAUAUGUUGUUGUUCUUGUUUUUUUGA
Camelina sativa (false flax) is the source of this 714-nucleotide messenger RNA. NCBI's taxonomy places the organism in Eukaryota, Viridiplantae, Streptophyta, Magnoliopsida, Brassicales, Brassicaceae. The record is from RefSeq and is a predicted model, not a curated record.